This is a messenger RNA of Drosophila kikkawai, 841 nucleotides long. RefSeq lists its product as uncharacterized. Lineage: Eukaryota; Metazoa; Arthropoda; Insecta; Diptera; Drosophilidae. The record is from RefSeq and is a predicted model, not a curated record.
CAAAUCAAAACAUACUCAGUGGGAUAUUCGAAUACAAUCUCAUAUAUAUAUAUAAAUCCCCAAUAACACUAGGAAUCUUAUCUCCGGUAAUGAAUCCCAUUUGCAAAAUCGAUAUCAACAAACCCGAGUGCCAGCGUUGGAUGAACGAGGUGUACGACAGGUGUCGACAUCUCCUUCUUAACAAUAAUGCACCGAUCAAGCAGUAUUCCCUGUGGUGGCUCUACGAGACCUCGGCUGUCUACAAGGACAUAAACCUAAUGACCGCCAGAGAUUGCCAAAGGCUAAAGCGGGAACUGGACAAAGAACCUGAAGGGGAAGAGGCCGAGGAAGCGGAUUUAACGCUAAUCGUAGGUUUCAUAUUGGGUGCUACUGCCAUCGUAGUCCUUCUACUUAUUUGGCUCUGCAUAAAACGACAACGAUCCAAGCCGACACAAACCAGUGUAGCGAGUGGCCCGAUACCCGAAGUCAAAACUAAGGAUGGAGAUCUCGAAAAGCAAAAGGGUCCCCAAGAAAUAUCUGAAAAAUGCAAGAAAAGGAGCCUAAACAUAAGGAAGUGGUUGCGCCGGCAGUUUCGUCCCUGCAUGUUGCAUAGCGAGAACCAGAUCAAAGAGUUUGAGCUGGCGACCGAGAGACAGGUGGCCACCCACAACGAGCGAAUCAAGUUAAAGAUCGCCUUGUGGACAAAGGCCCAGGAGCGGGAUGCGCAGAGGAAGCUGAAAAGGCAAGAAAAGCAGCGUCAGCAUCAUGCAAGGAAUUAUAAUAGUUUUGUGCCGACAACUUAGUUGAUUCUCCAAGUUGAUAAUACGUUUUUAAUAUAAUUAUAUUCUUUGAUAUUCUCAAA